Paramuricea clavata is the source of this 2700-nucleotide messenger RNA. NCBI's taxonomy places the organism in Eukaryota, Metazoa, Cnidaria, Anthozoa, Malacalcyonacea, Plexauridae. The record is from the annotation of a GenBank genome assembly.
AUGGCGGCUGCAAUAAACAUCGCUCUCCUGAUUUUUGCUUUAUCAAAUGUUAAGAAGCAAUCUUUUGCCAGUUCAAAUUCAGUUUGUUAUUCGUUUGAUGGUGGAGAAGUUACGGAUGCAUGUAACUCUCGCAUUACGACUUCGCUGUGGGUUUAUAAGCAAGAAAGAGGCAUUCACUUAGGCCAAAAGUCAUAUUCUGGCUUAAGCCUAUUGUUGAUUCUGGCUGGAGACGUUGAACUCUGCCCUGGUCCAAGUGUAAAAUGCUUUAAUUGUAACAAGACGAUACGAAAAAACCAAAGCUCAGAAACGUGCUGUCAUUGCGAAAGUAAAUGCCAUCUAAAGUGCCUAGUAGACGUGGUUGAAUAUGGCCACGGGAAGUUAUAUUGUCCAGUGUGUGUGAACAUAAAUGAAAGCCGAACCAGCGAGCCUAGUAUCCUUAAUACACUCUAUGAUGAUGUAAAAACGUUUCUCCAGGCUAGAGGCCUGAAGAUCUUUCAUCAAAAUGUUAAUGGCCUAGUACGGAAAAUUGAUAUAGUUGAUCACUUGCUGAAGGAGACGAGCGGGAAAAUUGAUAUAUUGGGGAUAUCCGAAACACACUUGAAUAGCGACAUCAUGCAAGAGGAGGUAAAAGUGAACGGAUAUACAUUUAUCCGAAAUGAUAGAAAGACCGGCCCCGGCGGUGGAGUGGGUUGUUUUAUUCGCAACGACUUAGGAUGGCAAAGACGAACUGAUUUAGAAUAUGAUGGCGUUGAAGCGAUAUGGUUAGAGAUCUUUAUUAAGAAUGCAAGAUCCCUGCUUGUCUGUAACAUAUAUAGGCCGCCAAUUACUUCAAAAUACCUGCAUCCAGAGUUUGAAACCGUAUUCGAGGACAUGAUAAACACUAGCAUGUGUGAGGAUAAACAGACUAUUUUAGUUGGGGACAUGAAUGCCGAUUAUUUAAAACAAUCGAAGGAUAGAAACAUCAAGCGUAUUAUCAGCACAAACGGCUUAAAACAGCUAAUUAAAAAACCAACUAGGGUGACAAAAGACUCAAGCACGCUUAUCGAUAUCAUAGCAACUAGUCAUGAACAAAACAUCCUAAAGACAUAUGCAAAUUCCAUCAGUGAUCAUGACCUCGUGGGAAUGAUUAUGAAGAAAAGCAAUCGUAAAUUCAAACCGAGAACAAUAUAUACGAGAAACUUUGCAAAGUAUAAUGAAGCUAACUAUAAGGAAAAUUUACGUAAUCUAGAUUGGGAAAAUGUAACGCAGGAGCCUGAUAUUAAUAAUGCGUGGGAUACUUUCAAAAGCCUUUUGAAAUCGGUGAUAGGCAAACAUGCCCCACUAACUAAGAAAAGAGUGCGUGGUCGAGACAGUCUCUGGUUUACAAAUGAAAUAAAAACGAAGACCUACGAACGGGACUAUUAUCUCAGAAAGGCGAGAAAAUCAGGUAAAGAGAUCGACUGGUCAACGUAUCGCCGUCUUAGAAAUGAUGUGACGCGAUCAAUCCGACAAAGUAAAGCGAAUUACACGAGACAAAUCUUCAGAGAAAACAUCAAUACACCAAGGAAAUUUUGGAAUCAAAUAAAGAAGUGUUUUCCAACGAAGGGAUCAAGAGACGCUGGCUCUAAAGUUUUUAACGUUGAUGGCAAGCCUACGUCGAACGUGAAUGAGGUUGCGAAUGGUUUCUGCAAAUUCUUCACCAGCAUUGGAAAAAGGCUGCAGGACGUUCUACCAAAGUUGACUGAUAUAGCCUGGAUGCACCAUGAUCAUUCAAAUUCCAAACGUAAACUAAACCCUCGAAACUGCACUUUUAAAUUUCAGAAGGUCAGCAGUAAAGAGAUCAAGGAUGUUAUGAAGAAACUGAACAGAAAGAAAGCCCAAGGUUAUGACGAAAUCCCUAUAUCUUUUAUAAAAGAUGGCGCUGAUAUAUUGGCUGAGCCGUUAACAACAAUAAUCAACCGAUGCUUAAAAAAUUCCCUCUUUCCAUCAGCAGAAAAAUGCGCGAAAAUUACACCAAUAUACAAGUCUGAAGAAAGAUCACUUUUGGACAACUAUAGGCCCAUUUCCAUCCUGCCGGUGCUUUCCAAAGUGUUUGAGCGUGUGGUCCACCGACAACUAUAUGCAUAUCUUGAAGAAAAUAAUCUCCUUUCAAAAAAUCAAUUUGGCUUUCGAACCAAAUCAUCGACUCAGCAUGCAGUGACAAAAUUUUCUGAUUCCAUAAGACAAAACAUGGAUAAAGGUUUAAUGACUGGUGCAAUAUUUAUCGACCUACGAAAGGCGUUCGACACCGUUGAUCAUGCUCGCUUGCUGUCGAAACUGACCAUUUACGGCAUCAGAAACGACGAACUUAUGUGGUUCGAAGACUAUCUUUUUAACAGAACACAAUUUGUUGCAUUUGAGGGUGUUGAAUCAUCAGUUCAGCCAAUUUCCUACGGGGUGCCCCAGGGCUCAAUUCUGGGUCCUUUGUUGUUUGUCCUUCUAGUCAAUGAUAUUGAUAUUCAUCUGAAACGGUGUGAAAUUAUCCAGUACGCUGAUGAUACUGUCAUAUACCAUGCCGACAGAACUUGUGAAAGAAUUGAAGAACACCUUAACAAUGACAUGGAACAGAUUUCCAACUGGUUUGUCCCAAACAACUUGGUAAUAAACCUCAAACGUUCAAAGACGGAGUGUGUUCUCUAUGGUACUCAUAAAAAACUUCCAAAUCAAGACCAAUGGAAAUAA